GGUCUGAACUUCACUCUCGAUGCAACUGAUUUAUGUAAACACAAUGAGGAUCAUAAUGACUCGUGUUUUCCUUUUUUGCCUCCUAUUCACUGUGACGACUAUCCCUCUUGGCACAGCUGGGAGAAGUAUUGGAAACGGCUUUUCUAAUAUCAUAAACACCAACAAAGGACUAAGAAACAUAAUUGAAGGGGACAUUUUACGAAAUCCAAGACGGACUGCUUCCUCCUGUGUGACUGAUUCCUGCAAGUGGCCAAAGGUGAAUGGAGUAGUCAAGGUGCCCUAUGUAUUUGAAAAUGGUUACAAAAAUGUUCAAAAGAAUCUCAUCAAAAACUACUUGAGCAUCUUCAAAGACCAAACCUGUGUUGAAUUUGUGCCGAGAACCGAUGAAACAGAUUACAUCGCCUUUACAAAUCAAAUGGGGUGUGCAUCUUACGUUGGUCGACAGGGUGGAAAACAGGUUGUCUUUCUAAAACACGAAAACAAUGGAGUCACUUGUGUAGAUAGCUAUGUGGUGCAGCAUGAGGCCCUCCAUGUCAUUGGUUUUCUACAUGAGCAAAACCGCAUUGACCGAGAUGAUCAUGUGACGAUCCACUGGGACAACAUCCAAUCAGAACUACAACCAAACUUUAAGAUUUACAGCAGUGUGAACUUGGGUAUUCCCUAUGACUACAAUUCUAUCCUUCAUUACAGCAGAACCACCUUCUCCGAGAACGGCCAGCCAACCAUCACUGCCAACGAUGAUUACGACCGGGUCUUAGGAGGCAGCGUACUGAGUGCUGAUGACAUCAGACGAGUUAAAGCACUCUAUGAAUGUUGAAUCCAAAAGAAUUGAGACAACUCUCAACGCCAUCAAUGUGAGGCAUUCACUUUACAGCAGGGGAAAAUCAUCAUCAUUCAUGAAGGAGGGCCUUUUCUGUUUUCUAUCACUUUACUGAGGUGGUGGUCUAAAAAAUAUAUUAUGCAUACAGUAAUGAGCUGCAAACAAAGACUUUCAGUCUAAUGUUGUUUCAAAUGAACCAGGGGGAAAAAUCAGUUGUCAAUGUCUUUAUUAUUAUUGUUGUCUUAUUUGGAUCAUCACUGUAUUGACUCAGUGGUAUUACAAUACUCUGCUACAGUGAAGGUAAAUUUCAAAUAAAACUAU
Molecule: messenger RNA, 1141 nt
Organism: Cynoglossus semilaevis (tongue sole)
Lineage: Eukaryota; Metazoa; Chordata; Actinopteri; Pleuronectiformes; Cynoglossidae
Product: low choriolytic enzyme-like
Exons: 10
Coding region: 20-817 (265 amino acids)
Biological process (GO): proteolysis
Molecular function (GO): metalloendopeptidase activity; zinc ion binding
Source: RefSeq, a predicted model, not a curated record